Charadrius vociferus (killdeer) is the source of this 1656-nucleotide messenger RNA. RefSeq names its product LanC lantibiotic synthetase component C-like 1 (bacterial) (gene LANCL1). The transcript is spliced from 9 exons. Gene Ontology annotation, biological process: carbohydrate metabolic process; peptide modification. Gene Ontology annotation, cellular component: plasma membrane. NCBI's taxonomy places the organism in Eukaryota, Metazoa, Chordata, Aves, Charadriiformes, Charadriidae. The record is from RefSeq and is a predicted model, not a curated record. The coding region runs from base 31 to 1233 and encodes 400 amino acids.
AUCGCAGUCAAGCGAAGCGGCAACGGCACCAUGAUGGCGCAGCGGGCGCUUCCUAACCCUUACGCGGACUACGACAAGUCCUUGGCCACCGGCUACUUCGAUGCUGCCGGGAGGCUGACCCCAGAAUUCACGCAGCGGCUGAAUAACAAAAUCAGGGAGCUGCUGCAGCAGAUGGAGAGGGGCCUCAAGUCUGCCGACCCGCAGGACUGCACGGCAUACACCGGCUGGGCAGGCAUUGCUUUGCUGUAUUUGCACCUGUAUGAUGUGUAUGGAGACCCAGCCUACCUUCAGGUGGCCCACGAAUACGUGAAGAAGAGCCUGAGCUGUCUGACAAGACGAUCCAUCACUUUCUUGUGUGGAGAUGCUGGGCCCCUGGCAGUGGCUGCUGUCGUCUACCACAAACUGCAGAACCAGAAGCAGUCAGAAGACUGCAUCACUCGUCUGCUCCAUCUACACAAGCUUGACCCACGAGUGCCAGAUGAACUGCUGUACGGGCGCAUGGGCUAUCUUUAUGCACUGAUAUUUGUGAACAAGCACUUUGGAGAGGAAAAGAUCCCUCAAAGUCACAUUCAGCAGGUCUGUGAAGCAGUUGUAGCCUCAGGAGAGAGCUUGGCCAAAAGAAGGAACUUCACAGCUAAAAGCCCGCUGAUGUAUGAGUGGUACCAGGAGUACUAUGUAGGGGCAGCCCAUGGUUUGGCUGGGAUUUACUACUAUCUAAUGCAGCCUGGCCUUGGAGUGAGCCAAGUAAAACUGCACAACACAGUCAGACCCAGUGUGGACUACGUCUGCCAGCUCAAGUUCCCAUCUGGCAACUACCCUCCAUGCAUCGAUGACACCAGAGACCUACUCGUCCACUGGUGCCAUGGGGCACCAGGUGUUAUCUACAUGCUUGUCCAGGCCUACAAGGUCUUUGGGGAACAGCAAUAUCUAAAUGAUGCCCUGCAGUGUGCAGAAGUGAUCUGGCAGCAUGGGUUACUGAAGAAAGGCUACGGGCUGUGCCACGGGACAGCUGGAAAUGCUUACGGCUUCUUAGCACUGUACAACCUCACUCAGAACAUGAAAUACCUGUACAGGGCCUGCAAGUUUGCAGAGUGGUGUUUAAGCUAUGGUCAACAUGGGUGCCGGACUCCAGACACGCCGUUCUCUCUCUUUGAAGGAAUGGCUGGAACGAUUUACUUUCUUGCUGACCUGCUGGUGCCAACCAAGGCCAAGUUCCCCGCAUUUGAACUCUAAAUCUGAGCUUGGCAGUUUCCUGCCUGAAUCCUUCUGCACUUGGAAAAGCAGUUCAAAGCCGCUUUCUCCUUCUCCCAAACUCGUCGUUGUUCACCUAACUGAACAUAAAUCCAUCCUCCUGAGGGCAUGUUGAGUUCUCUAAUAUUUCUAGUCAUCUCAUUGCAUUGUUUCAAUUUAAAAGACAGAAUGCAGAUUUUGCUGGUGUCUCCUAAAAACGCAGGGCUGCAGGUGGGAGCAAGGAGAAAAUGUACAGUAUUUUAUUGGCUAUAGAGUUUUGCUAUUUUCUGUAUCCCAUUUCCUGGGAGAAAGUUUUCUAUUGAAUGUAACUUUGGCCAUAUGAUUUUAUUUUUUUUGUGCUGACAAAUAGUUGCAGGAAUUUAGUUGCCUUUAGAAAACAAAAGAUGAAAAACUGAGACUAUUGCC